UUUGCUCGCGUACAAUUCUUAUUGUGUUUGGAAAGGCGAAAAUGUGGAGCGUAAAAUGGUGAAUUCGUCAAUAUUUACGUGAACUGAUUAGUGAGGGAGGAUUCCGUUGGUAAACACCGUUGAAGACGAGACGUCUGUCGCAACGGUACUACAGAGAAGGCCAGAAUUGACUUGUUCACCACGGUUGGAAGCUCACAUCACUCUUACUGUUUAUUUCAUACUUUUCCGUUUUCUGCUGUAGCUAAAAGGGAAUUAAUAAUUUAUAAAUUGUACAACUCUUACGCGGAUAGGAGAGCUCAGCAAGCGUGGCAUCUGGCUCGGACUCCCCUCGAGACCGGGUUAUACAAGAAGGCCCCGGGAUGAGGUGACUUUUCGAAACGAGCCUUUUGUUCGACGAAGGCACAUCCAAGACGCGGGGUCAAAAUGAGACACGAAAGGGCAAGGGCGCUGGAGGACGGCGGAGAAAGAAGGGCGGACGAGACAAUGGGCUAACACAGCAAGGUGCAGACCAGACAAGCAUGAAGGAGAUGGUAGGGGGGUGCUGUGUUUGUUCAGAUGAGAGAGGGUGGGCUGAAAACCCACUCGUCUACUGUGAUGGUCAAGGAUGCACUGUGGCGGUACAUCAGGCUUGUUACGGGAUAGUGACUGUACCGACUGGACCGUGGUUUUGCCGGAAGUGUGAGAGUCAAGAGAGGUCAGCGAGAGUGAGGUGUGAGCUGUGCCCGAGCCGGGACGGUGCGCUGAAGCGGACGGACAACAAUGGUUGGGCGCACGUGGUGUGUGCGCUGUACAUCCCCGAAGUGCGCUUCGGGAACGUGACGACGAUGGAGCCCAUCAUCUUGCAGCUCGUGCCCCCGGAGAGAUUCAACAAGGUGUGCUACAUCUGCGAGGAGCAGGGCAAGGCGGGGCCCGGCGGCAACGGCGGGCGCGCGACCGUGGGCGCGUGCAUGCAGUGCAACCGGUCGGGCUGCAAGCAGCAGUUCCACGUGACGUGCGCGCAGGCGCUGGGGCUGCUCUGCGAGGAGGCGGGCAACUACCUGGACAACGUCAAGUACUGCGGCUACUGCCAGCACCACUACUCCAAGCUGAAGAAAGGUGGCAACGUGAAGACCAUUCCCCCCUACAAGCCGAUCCCGGCUGCCGGAGUGUCUCCCAGCUCGUCGCCGGAGAAGGAGCUCGUCAUCGACACCUCGGCCAAAGCGACUGGGACGAAGCGGAAGACGGCAUCCGGCAUCACUUCCGGCGGCCCGUCCUCGGGCGGUGCGGUAGGCGCGGCGGCAGCAGGCGGAGUGAAGCCCGCGGCAUCCCCCACUGUGCCGGGCGGCGUGUCCAAGGCCGGCAGCGGGCGCGCUGCCGACGGUUCGAGCCCCCUGGCGGUGGCGGGACCCGCGGCGGAGCUGCUCGUCGUGGGAGGGGACUCGAAGGACGGGCUGAAGUACGCGCCGGGGCUCGUCGCCAGCGGGUACGAGACGGACGGCCCCACGGGGAAGAAGAGGAAGACGGGUGGCCGGCGGACGCCGACUGCCGCCUCGGAGAGCCCCGCCGCGUCGACGCCGACUCCGCCCCCGGACGUAGGGGUGGGGCCGGUCCUUCCCGGGGAGGUGGUGCCGGAGGUGGUCGGCGGCCGGAAGGUGAAGCUGGAGGUGGGCGCCAACGUGACGGUGGGCGGCGGGGGCGGGGGCGCGGUCCCGCCGGGGGCGCAGCCUCCGUCCGUCGUGGUGCGGUCUCCCAACGUCAUCGCCACAGCGGGGGGCCCCGUUCCAGGUGGCGUGUCGAGCCCCCACCAGGGCAUCGUGGUGUCGGUGCCGCUGUCGGCCGCCAGCGCGGCCGUGCCCGCGGCCGCCCCCGUCUCUGCGGCCUCCGCCGCACCCGCACCUCCGCCCGUGGCGGACGCCGCGGCGGCGUCGUCGAACCCGACGCCUCCGCCGCAGGGUCCGCCCGCGCCGCAGCCGACGCUGUUCCAGCAGCUGCAGCAGUCGAUGGCGCACUCGGCGCACCACAUCCAACCGCCGCAGCCGUCGCCCCCGCCUCCGCGCCACACGCCGUCGCCGCAGCAGACGUCGACGCUCGUCAUGGUGGAAGAGCCGCAGCCGGCCCACCACCACCCGGCCAAGAGGCAGAGGUCGCAGUCGACGGAGAAGCCGGGGACGUCCGCCUCGACCCCACCGGUCGACACGAAGUCGGCGGCGCCGGUCGCCGUAAAUCGCAGCGGGAAACCGCGCCGCGGGAUGGGCGGGAGCAGCAGUCUCCCGUCCGCCCCCACGGUGGCCCCCGUUACCAAGAGCCGGCGCGGGGGCGGCGAUCCCACCCCUCCCCCUCUGCCCGUCAAGGAGUCCCCGCCGAGCAGCCCCGGGUCGGAAAGCGCGCAGUCGGCGCCCGCCGCCUCGUCGUCGCGCAGGUCCUGCACCGUCAGCAGUGCCGCCGCCGCCAAGGCGGCCCUUCCCGUCGCCGGCGUCAGUCGUGCCCGCCGGGAGAAGGACGAGCGGGACGUCAAGCCUUUCCAGAAUGGAGUGUCGGCGCCGCACAUGCUGGGCAACCAGCUGAACCCCGCUUCGACGAUGGCGCAGAAGAUGUCGGACACGCUGUCGGCGGAGCUGGAGGCGCACGGCAACGCGUACGCACCGGCCGACUCGAGCAACUCGUCGCUGGUGGGGCCGCCGCUGCACUCAAGGGUCAUCGCUUCGGCGCGGUCGGCGGCGGCGGCGAACGGGCAGCCGGGAGGCGGCGGCGGCGGGGCGGCGGCGGCGGCAGCUCCGGGCACGGUGCCGCAGAGCCUGGACCAGCUGCUGGAGCGGCAGUGGGAGCAGGGCAGCCAGUUCCUCAUGGAGCAGGCCCAGCACUUCGACAUCGCCAGCCUGCUGUCGUGCCUGCACCAGCUGCGUGCCGAGAACCUGCGCCUGGAGGAGCACGUGAGCUCGCUGCUGCAGCGCCGCGACCACCUGCUGGCCGUCAACGCCCGCCUCGCCAUCCCGCUCGCUUCGCAGCCACCGGCGCAGGUGAACAACGUGCACCCGCAGCACGGCGGGGCGGUGGGGGCGACGCCCGCGCCGGCGCCUCGCCACAACAACAGCUACCUGGCGCCGCAGCACUCGCACCACCACCAGCACCAGCACGCGCACGCCGGGCCGUCGCCCGCGCCCGGUCCGUCGCCGGGGCCGCCGCCCGCGCAC
Messenger RNA from Schistocerca piceifrons (Central American locust), 3170 nucleotides. Its product is annotated as protein AF-17-like. Lineage: Eukaryota; Metazoa; Arthropoda; Insecta; Orthoptera; Acrididae. The transcript is spliced from 13 exons. Gene Ontology annotation, biological process: regulation of transcription by RNA polymerase II. The record is from RefSeq and is a predicted model, not a curated record. The annotation marks the transcript as partial. Gene Ontology annotation, molecular function: nucleosome binding; histone binding. Gene Ontology annotation, cellular component: nucleus.